UCACUAUCAUCUCGCUUCAUAAACCAUGAAACGUUGAAAUAGGCAUACCACUUGGGACAUUGAAAAUUCACUUUCUAUACCUAGUUCAGGUUUCAAACAACGCUAGUCCUUGUUUAAAAAAACGGUUGUCUUGUCGGGUUCAGAUUAUCUUUCUUUCCUGAUAACCUUUCCUUUUUUUUUGUUCCUAAUAUUAUUUUACAGCACUAUAAUUUAUCAAAUCAAAGAUAAAAAAUACACUACAGUACAAAUAGCUAGCACUUGCCACUAAAUAUGGAACACUACGAAGAUGACGAAACACCCGCACUCUUGCAGCAGCUUUUGCGGCAGAAUGCCAGCGAAGGCUUUGGUCCGUUCGCUGAGAAUCUAAUGGCCGAACCACUUUACCACGCACCUUCCGUCACCUCCCAAAACUCUAAUGCGGCAAAUCGUGAUUUCCUCCCUUCCGUCUUGAACCCGACAGCCAGAGGCUCCAUCGUCCAACUUACAUACGAACAAGCAAUCAGCGCAUUCGAGAAAUACUGCGAAGCGGCACAAAACAAAUCUCAUCUCCAGGAAAGGCAAGUUACCAUAGUCGCAUACGACGAAACGGGUGGCCAAACAAGCGUCCAUCAAAUCAAUCUGACCUUCGAUCUUGAUCUCAAGCCAUUAAUUCAGAUUUUACAAGAAUUAAUCGACCAACGAGAACGCGAACCUUCCCACACCGGCAAAGGUAAAUUCUUAAUCAGACGUAUCGAUGUCCGCUCCGGUCGAGGUUCUAUGGACAGAUGCUUUCCAGCCAUCGAAGGGACGGUUAUUGAAGCAACGCAGCCCUGUAACCCCCCAUCAGCUCAAUGGGUAACGUGGAAUUGCGGUGGUCCAAUGGAAAUUUAUUGGAGAUACUACCGCACCGCCAUGCAGCUUGGUAUCGGCGCUGGCCCUAGUGGUCCUAUUUUGAAACUCCGUACUGUCAAAUGCAAGGAUACAUACGACAGUGAUGAGGUCGGUCAUAUUUUCAACACUAUCAGCUCUCAAAAUCAACGAACCAGACGUUAUUCCGGCGGAAAGCCACCAGGCGGCGGUGUCUUUGGAAACAUGUCAAGUGGAACAGUAUCUAAAACUCGGCCACAAUUGAACCCUGUCGCAUCUGCGUUUAAGUUCGGCAUUACUAUCGACGAAUCUAUCGGCGAUACGAAUACCCUAUCAUCUACAGUUAGUCAUAAAGGCAAGGGUGUUGAUGUUGAUAAUUCCGGUACAAAUGAACUUUUGCAAGGAGGCGAAUACAAUGGCGGCAGUAAAAAGGUUACUGUUGACACGAGUACUGCUACUGAGUGGAAAAAAGCUCCCAUUCCUGAUUGGAAUAGCUUGCCACCAGCACUUAAUCAUAACCCUGGUGGGUAUCAGGUAAAGCCAACCAGUUGGUCAUAUUGGCAACGGAUUGGUGGCGACCCUGAGACACAUAAGGAGUUUCCUUUAGGCCACAUCCCUUACCCCGAGACACCAGACAUUGACCUCUGCGACUUUCUUCCAGGAGAACAACUUGACAUGAAAGGAUCAGCUGCAACUGCCAUGAAAGCCAUUUCAAAAGACGAGCAGCCAAUUAUGCCAAUUUUAAGUGCAGAAGAACAGGCAGCCAUUGACCAGAUCAUGGGCCAAACAAGAAAGGAGUUCAACGAUGCUAGGAGUUUUGCCCAAGCAGAUGAUGAUAUUUUCAUCUCAAUUGCCAAUCCAAACUGGGAUCCAAAUGAUCGGAAAAAUCGGCUUACAAAGGACGAGGAAGUCAUAUCGAGUUUUACAAAAAAUACAAGCAUACCCAUAAAAUACCAAAGUCAGCCGGCGGUUUUUGAGCAUAAACCAGAACCACCAUCCUACGUCAACGCAUACUACAAUCGCCCAACCCAACCAAUGAUUGGCACUACGUCUGUCACUAGCCCCGGUACAGUUUCCAGCAUAGAUUCUCCUGUUAGAUUUGCGUCACCACGCGCCACCCAGAGCAAAUCAACGUUUCCAUCCGGUGGUCGGGCAAGGCCUUUCACACCGAGUCAGAUGACUUCGUUCCAACCGCUGAAAGUUGGAAGCAGGCCUGGCACACCUACGCUUAGAUACGGUGGCAACACUAGCUCGUUCGCAAUGCCAAGUACCAGCAUCGGGUUCAAUGCUCCCCCUAAUACCAUCUCCCGCAGUAGGCCAUCCUCGCCUGCAAACUCGAGCCAGAUGGUAGACCAAUUCGGCGCCUUGAAUAUGGCUAACACCCAGGGUUUUCUGCGCGGCCACAAUAACCAAUUGUUCGUCCCAGGAUUCGCAGCAAAUCAGAAUACCUCGACCGCCCAUGGUCUUGGUAAUCUUCCACAGAACUUGGUAGAUUGGAAUUUCGUCCAAGGAGAGAGUAGAUAUCCUUUCCGAUACAAGUUUGAAUUCGGUGGCAACGGAAGCAAUGAAAACGGCGGUGGGGGAUUUUGAUUGAUAGAAUGCGGUAUGCCAAUUUUCUGCUGAGCUUUUGCCGGCCGGCUUUGACGCAAGGUUGGGAUAUUCGGAUGCAUUUCUGGUGAUAGCAAGGCUUGGAAAGUCAUCGUGCAGAUUCUCUUUGCAGAAAGCGACUUAUUAGUAAAAAAAGAUCCUGUAUUUAGUUUCUAGAAGCGUCGGUCAUCCCAUGGCUGAGAUGUGGCCGUUCAUCUACCACUCAAUCCACCUCUUCUUACUUUAUGCCUGAAAGUUCUCAUGUGAUUGAGUGCCAUUUUCAGAGUGAAGAAUGCCGAUACAGCUGGGAUAAAACACUACUUUACCCGCAAAUACCUGGAUGCAUUUACUGAUUUGAACGAAUUCAUUGGGAAAGUCUGUCCGAGAAAAAAAAAGGUUAAUUGCCGAGUCAAGUCAAGAAGUGAGCCAAUUGUAGAAAAUAACGGAUGAAUGUGGAAGAUUGCUAUUUUACAUUGUAGAUCAUCAAUGUCAAGGUUGAUGACAUGCAUUGAUAUGGAUUAUUUGAGGAGUAGUUUUCAAUCCAAAAGCCGAGCAAUCCAAUGCGGUUAUGUCCAGUUUCUGUAGGGAUAUUGACUUGGCUAGCGGGCAAGCCAGACAUUGAUGAGCUGAAUCUAAAGAAUCGGCUAGUGACGACUGGUAGUAUGCAUGGGACUAGCCUCGGCGGCUAUUCCAGUGGUCUGGUGCUGUUAGCCUGUUGGCUGGAUCAAGGGACUGGCCCUUGUAAGAAACCUGCAUUCGAGAGCCACACUGAGGACGAUAAUGUACGACAUAGUAAAUAUUGUCACUUGGCAUAUCUAACUCUAGAAGGAAUCAACAAAAAUGUACUGCGGGGACAUGGAACUCAGAAUAACGAUAUUAAUGCAGCUGACUGAACCUUGAACUUUUUUGAAUUUAGUCAAGGCGGGGUACCUAUGAAGCAUAUCAAGUUAGGUGAGCUGGCAAAGAUGGCAGAUAUACCAUCGUCCAAAGAGUGAGAAGCAUGUGAAACCGUGGCACCAACGAGUCAUCUGUUUGUGUACCCUCCGCAGGUUAUAUGCAAGUUUAUAGAUAUCGGUACCGAUUGUUGUGUGAUAUGAUUUGUCCUGUAGAACUAUAGCUUGCUCCAAGGACUGCAGCUGUCGACUUCAAGGCUGUGUGAGGAUGCUAAACAUUUAGGACGGCGUCGGCACUUCCCGCCAGCUCCUUCGUGUUCCAGUGGAGUGUAUGUAAAUUUAUUAUCGGCUCUUCGUUAUUGGAGAAGGAGGUGUUCGUCCACCACGAGUACGAAUCCAGCAGAUUGAGGAACGGCGUCGAGUGGGCCAAUUGAUGGACAAUGAUACUCAUCGAAUACACAUCUGCGAACUGGAUCAUUUGAUUGGGUUCGUAGGGGGACUUACUCCGGUUGAUUGUUGGACCAAAAGCCACGCCAGCGAGCUGGACUGGUGGAUGAAUUGAAGCUUUGAAGUUUGUGUGGAGAGAAAUGAAGCAAUGUGGUGGUGAUGUGAGAGGUGAAGACGGAAUUUCUAGCAAAUGGCGGCGGAUGAAGUUAGCGGUAGACGGCCGGCUAUUGGAUACUGCGGGGCCAUGUGCUGAAAUGCAAGGAUAGGCUAAAUAAAACACACUGAAGGAUGGUGUCGUACUGAACACGGAAAGCCUGUAGUUGUAAUUGUCCCACACGAUGCAGAUAGAAAUUUGGAAAAUGGGAAAUGGGAAAUGGA
This is a messenger RNA of Sclerotinia trifoliorum, 4151 nucleotides long. The record is from the annotation of a GenBank genome assembly. NCBI's taxonomy places the organism in Eukaryota, Fungi, Ascomycota, Leotiomycetes, Helotiales, Sclerotiniaceae.